ACAGACCCUGAGGACACCAUCCUCGCUGCCUUCAAGCUCUUUGACCCAAACGGCACAGGCUUCGUCAACAAGGAUGAGUCAGUAUCAUUUUAAUCUCUUCCUAGGUUGCCAAACUGUGCAAUGACGUAGAGUAUAAUGUGGAUAGUAGUUUAUUAAUUUGUUCUGUCUUUUUUUUUAGGUUUAGACGAUUACUGAUGAACCAGGCUGAUAAAUUCACAGCAGAUGAGGUUGGUAAUGUCGAACUCCAUCUUACCUACUUAACAAGAAGAAUACAUAAAUAACACAGUUGACAAAUUACUAGAGAGAGAGAGGGAUCGCUCAUUCAAUCAGUAAUGCAGUCCUACAUGGACAGUAGAAUCAAUAUCUGUGCACAUUUAUUUUGAUCCGUUCCCAAUGAUUUGCCUAACCCCACUGUCCUCUCCUGAUUAAAUCCUCAGGUGGAUCAGGCCUUCUCUGUGGCUCCAAUUGACGUGGCCGGCAACAUCGACUACAAGUCACUGUGUUACAUCAUCACACACGGAGACGAGAAGGAGGAGUCC
This is a messenger RNA of Coregonus sp. 'balchen', 539 nucleotides long. The record is from the annotation of a GenBank genome assembly. Lineage: Eukaryota; Metazoa; Chordata; Actinopteri; Salmoniformes; Salmonidae.